Messenger RNA from Solea solea (common sole), 1256 nucleotides. Its product is annotated as urokinase plasminogen activator surface receptor-like. The transcript is spliced from 5 exons. The coding region runs from base 94 to 711 and encodes 205 amino acids. The record is from RefSeq and is a predicted model, not a curated record. NCBI's taxonomy places the organism in Eukaryota, Metazoa, Chordata, Actinopteri, Pleuronectiformes, Soleidae.
GGUGAGAUGAUGGAGAAGACCACUCCUCCUAUGAAGGACUACUUAUAAGCAUGACAAAUCGAAAACAAGUCAGUUGUCUCCUGCUGUCACGAAAUGCUUCUCCUGCUGAUCUUUGGGACAUUGCUUCUCCCUAAAGCCAUUGCCUUGAAAUGUUAUGAGUGCUUACCUGGACUCACAACAUGCACAGACACACCCAAGGACUGUCCAUCCUCGACUCAUUGUGCAGCAAUGAGAGUCAUUGCAUACGCAGGUUCUUCUAAAAUUUCUGACAUCAAUAUGAAAACCUGUGCUUUGGCUGAACAGUGUGUUGAAGGUUCAAUCAACUUUGGAGUCUCCAAAACAGUGCUGUCCACCAAGUGUUGCACUUCUGAGUUAUGCAACAAGCAACCUCUCCCUGACCCCCCGAAAAAAAAUCCCAAUGGUAAAAAGUGCUACCGCUGUGAUGGAAAAACAUGCACUGGAACUCUAAACUGUGAGGGGAACGAGGACUACUGCGUAUCGUCAGAAGUGGACGUAGCAGGUAACAAGAUGACCUUGAAGGGCUGUGCUUCCAAAUCCUUGUGCUCGAGCGAGGCAAGUGCACAGAUAGCAGAAGGCAUUGGAUCAAAACUGAACUGCUGCCAGGGCAACUACUGCAACAGUGCCGGUGCUGCUGGCGCUGGCCUUGUGAUCCUGGUGGCACCACUGAUGUCUCUGGUCUUAUUCGCUUAAAGUUCUUCUAAAGCAAAUGCAGUUUCUUUUUUUUCUUCUUCUUCAUCCUCUUCACACUUUAUGUUAGAAAGUGUAGCAAAGAGCAAAGAAUUAUGGCUGAAAACAGCUUCUCUCCAUUCUUCUUUUAAGGAUUUUUUAAAGGUUUGUCUAAAAAUGAUAUGGCUUGAUGAUGCACUGGAGCAAUAGUUACUUAGUUAGGGCGACAGUGCCUGCUCCUUCACUUCUGCUUUUGUUAGCUGAGAUGUCUUGUCUUCCCUCUCUGCAACCUUUGUGUGAUGAAUGAGAAACUAGAUCAAUUAGAAGCAAAGUAUAAAAAUAUACUAAAGAUCAAAGGUCAGCGAACCAAGCAUGGAGCUGAAUUUUGGCACACUGUACCCAGGAAGAAUAUUUCCUGUGUUAUAAAUUAAAUAAGCAUGUUUGCCAAAAAGAGGGAUGGAGACAAUAGUCUGGCCAAAGAUGUUUAGAUCUGAGCCCGAGAGUGGCUCAAUCUGUAACUUGAGUAAGCCUCAAAAUAAAGCUUGUUGCCUCGCUAGGCUGAAUCUUCA